Podarcis raffonei (Aeolian wall lizard) is the source of this 1676-nucleotide messenger RNA. It is a transcript of the gene TSEN2, whose product is annotated as tRNA splicing endonuclease subunit 2. Gene Ontology annotation, biological process: tRNA splicing, via endonucleolytic cleavage and ligation; tRNA-type intron splice site recognition and cleavage. The transcript is spliced from 12 exons. Gene Ontology annotation, cellular component: tRNA-intron endonuclease complex. The record is from RefSeq and is a predicted model, not a curated record. NCBI's taxonomy places the organism in Eukaryota, Metazoa, Chordata, Lepidosauria, Squamata, Lacertidae. Gene Ontology annotation, molecular function: nucleic acid binding; tRNA-intron lyase activity. Bases 300 to 1625 code for a protein of 441 amino acids.
CAAAAAGGCAGGUCAGUCAUGCCCCAAUUGGUGAUGGUGGAGGCACUGGCACCCAAAGAAGUGUGUCUCCUGCUAAUUAUUCAGGGAGGGGAAAAUAAUGGAAGACAGUAAUUCUUUAUGCAGCAUGCCAAAAUGUACUUUACCCAAAAGCUCCCUUUGUGUGAUAACAUCUUUUUGUUGGUUUGGGUAAAGGCAAGGCAGGAGAUGGAGCUUAAACUACCAUCACUUUUGGGGACUGCCAGUCCCUGUUGAGAAGAACUAUCAAGAUGACUGUUGUUAAAGUAGAAGGAUAAUACAAAAUGGCAGAAGCAAUUUUCCAUCCCCCAAGAAGGAAGAGAAGAGUAUAUGAAUCAUAUAAUUCUCCAUUUCCUAUUUCUUCCACCGGAGAAGGGAUUUACGGAAGAGAUUUCCAAAUAUGCCAGGCUGAAAUUAUAAACAACAAUGUAAUUGUGAAGAAUCCUGAAGAUAUAGAACACCUAUAUAGUAUGGGAUUUUUUGGGAAAGGUAUUCUUUCCAGAAGUCGGCCAGAAUACAACAUUUCAGAUCCUAUGUUGGUUGCUAAGUGGCAAGAUGUCGGGUUAAACAUGCCGAUAAUCUCAUCGAAAAAAUACCAGCGUCAUGUAGAAUGGGCUAAAAGCCUCAUGCGGGAGCAAGGACUGGAUGACUUCACAGUUGAUGCAACCAUUCUGAAUUAUACGCAGCCCAUUAAUCUGAGAGAAGUUGAGCAAAAUAGUGAGGCUGAGGAGACCAUCAAGAUGGAGACAGCUGAGGAUGAGUCAAAGCAUGUAGUGACUUCUUCUGAAACAAAUGGGGAUAAAGUAGCUGGCCUGGAAGGUGAUCCUUUUUUUGACCGACUAGCCGAGAAUGACUCUAAUGAAUCAGAUGUAACAGGAUCUAAAGCUUUAGCUGAAAGACACUUGGCAAAACUGUGUUCAGUCAGUGUGCAUCACAUCUGCAAGCCAGAAGAUUGUAUUAAUCAAGACAAUAAUAAUGAGUUUGUGUUAGUUGAAGAAGAAGAAGAAGAAGUAGAAGAAUCAAAUUUAUGUCUGAAAAAAGAGUUAGUCAAAAAAGAAAGGUUAGUGUGCAGAAGGAAUCCAUUUAGGAUCUUAGAAUAUUUGCAACUCAGUCUAGAAGAGGCCUUUUUCUUAGUCUAUGCUCUGGGAUGUUUAAGUAUUUAUUACAAUGAGGCACCUUUAUCUAUUCUGAAGCUAUGGGAAGUUUUUAGCGAAGCACAACCCAAAUUUAAGGCUACAUACAUGGCAUAUCACUACUUCCGUAGUAAAGGAUGGGUCCCUAAAGUUGGCCUGAAAUAUGGGACUGACCUCUUGUUGUAUCGAAAAGGUCCUCCUUUUUACCAUGCCAGUUACUCUGUCAUUGUGGAAUUAGUUAACAGCGACUUUGAAGGGUCACCACACAGACCUUUCAGCUGGAAGUCUUUGUCUGGGUUGAACAGGACUACAGCAAAUGUUUCCAAGGAACUCAUGUUCUGUUAUUUGAUUCGGCCACCUGAUAUGACUGCAAAAGAAAUGUUGUCACCAGAAUGUCUCAAAAGAAUUAAAGUUCAGGAAUUGAUUCUAAACCGUUGGGUCUCAUCCCAUGAGCGCAGUGAACAAGAAGAGCUGUGAUAAAAUGGAUUGCGGAAACAUGACAACUAACUAAAUAAAAUAUCAAAUGUU